AUCUCAGGGUCCUGGGAUCCAGCCCUGUGUCGGACUCUCUGUUCAGUGGGGAGUCUGCUUCUCCCUCUCCCUCUGUGAUCUCUCUAGCUUUUGCUCUCUCAAAUAAAUAAAUAAAUAAUCUUAAAAAAAAAAAGUAUGGAUUUUGUCAAUUAUUUUCUUCCUAUUGAUGUCAUUAUGUGAUUUUUGUUUUGUGUUUAUUGAUAUGUUAAAAAAUAGUUUUGCAUUCCUAGGAUAAAUCUCAAUUGGUCAAGGGGUAUAAUUCUUUUUAUAUAUGUUACUGCAUUUCAGUGUGCUAGUAUAUUGUUGAGAAUUUUUGCAUUUAUAUGCAUAAGAGAUACUGGUUUGUCUGAUUUUGGUAUUAAGGUAAUACUGACCUCAUAGAAUGAACUGGAAAGUUCUUCCUCUUCUGCUUUGAAGAGUUUAUGAAGAAUCAGUAUUUUUUUUUUAAGAUUUUAUUUCUUUAUUUGUCAGAGAGAGAGAGAGAGCAAGGAGGGGGAGCAGUAGGCAGAGGGAAAAGCAGGCUCCCCGCUGAGCAGGGAGCCCCAUGUAGGACUCAAUCCCAGGACCCUGGCAGGAUCAUGACCUGAGCCGAAGGCAGACACUUAACCGACUGAGCCACUCAGGUGUCCCAAUUACUAUUUUUUCUUUAAGUAUGUGGUAGAACUUAGCAAUAAAGCCAUCUGGGUCUUUGCUUUUCUUUAUGGAUGGUUUUGACUACUAAUUUAAUCUCUUCACUUGUUAUAGGUCUGUUCAGAUUUUGUGUUUCUUCUUGAAUCAAUUUUAGUAGAGUUUGUGUUUAAAACUACUCUAACUGUUGUUUUCAUCAAAAGUAUUUAAUUUAUUGGCAAAAAUUGUCUUAUUUUUAAAUAAUUUUUAAAAAAUUUCCUGUAAAGUCACUAGUAUGUUUCUUCUUUCAUUUCUCAUUUACAUAGUUUGAAUCCUUUUUCUUCAUCAGUGUAUUUAGAGGUUUAUUAAUCUUGUUGAUCUUUUCAGUGAACCAGUUUUUUAUUUCAUUGAUUUUUCUCUUUUGUUUUUCUAAUCUUUGUUUCAUUAAUUUCCACUAUAUUCUUUACUGUUUCUUUCUUUCUGCUUGCUUUAGGUUUAGUUUGCUCUUCUUUUUCCAGUGUUUUAAGGUGAAAGGUUAGGUUGUUGAUUUGAGAUCUUUCUUUUUUUUAAUCAGUAUAGGUGUUGCAGAAAAAAAUUCCCUCUAAGCACUCCCUGAAUUACUUGAAGGGGUUCCUUGUCACAGGAACCACUAGUAUUUUAGUUCUUGAUUGUUUUUUAUUCAUAACUAACCAAAAAAGUCUUAACUAUGCUUUUUUGAUGCCAAAAGUUAUACCUUAGAGCACUUAGUUAUAACUUAGAGCACCUAGAGUUAUACCUUAGAGAAAAAAUUCCUAAGUUGAUGUUGGCUAAUCAGUUAGGUACUUGAAACAGUUUUAAAGUGUUAUUUGAAAGUAGAACUUAAUUAUUUAUUUUUAUUAUGUUCAAUUAGCCAACACUGCAUUAUUGGUUUUUGAUGUAGUGUUCAGCGAUUCAUUAGUUGUAUGUAACACCCAGUGUGUGCCCUCCUUAAUACCCAUCACUCGGUUGGACUUAAAGCAUGAUGAAGCUAAUGGCAACCUCCAGCUACUUAAAUUAGUUCAAUAGAAAUUUAACGGGAUCCAGGAGGUUGCCAGUAUGCUUUAAGUCCAAGCUUUAAUUAUAAUCAUGAUUUUCAAGGACUCUAAUAGACAGGUCUGGUUAUACUGCAACAAAAUGAUGAGAACUGAAUGUUUAAAUUGUACAAACAUAGCUUAGAAGCCAGCUUUGAAGAUGAUUCUUAUUAUCUCUCUUCUCAUACCUCUGUUCCACUGGAUAAAAGGACUAACACUUUUUCCUCUUCAUUUUUAAAUAAAGUAAAUGUUAAAUUUAAAAAUUAGUCUUGUGGAGACUCAACAAUAAAUGAAGAAUUUUCAGGUAUUGCUCAGGUGUUAUUACUAGGUACCAAGACUGAUUUAAAUGUGUUCUAAAAAUCAGUGUAUUUCUCAGGGGAAGUAAUAAUAAAUAUGAAUAUCUGCUCUCAAUGUAUCAAAGCAGAUUAGCAUUAUAUAUUUGUUUUUGUUAGGUGAUUUGGUAUAUAAUAGAAAAUUUAUUCAAGUGGACUUUGAAAUAGCCAUUAAUAUAAAUGUGAAUGUCAAAGAAUGUUUCUAAGACAUUAUGUCAUGAUACAUCUACUUGUUUUUCCAUGUAAAAUAACAUUAGUGCAAUAUAAACAAGUAGAAAUGUAAAACAUUUGAAUUGCUUUCCUUUAUAUUAAAAUGGUUUAAAAUGUAAAAAAAGAAUGGCUUGAGAGAGCAAGGAGAGGUGACUGGCUUUGGCUUUUAUAUGGUUAGCGUGGGGCUGGGGUGAGGAUUUUUGUACACAGGCCAGGGCUUGUGUACUUUGAACUUCCUGCCGGUGCUAAGGGAGCACUUGGGCUUUAUUUCUUUGUCCAGAUGUUGGCAAGAAGGAGAAGUACGAGUGGUGGGGCUUGAAAGCUGUCAGCAGUCAAACAUCAAAAAUGAAGUCAGACUCUUAAUUACAUAAAACCAUAAUACCUCCUGCUCUGCCCUCCAGUCGUUAACUGUCCUGGCAACCACUAAACUGUUGUCCAUUUCUAUACUUUUGCUAUUUCAAGAAUGUUGUAUAAAUAGAGUAAUACACUGUGUUACCUUUUCAGGUUGGCUCUUUUCAUUCAUCGUCAUUCUCUAGAGAUGCAUCCAAGUUGUUGAAUAUACUCAUUCUUUUUAUUGCAGGUAGUGUUCCAUAGUAUAGUAGUACCUCAGUUUAUUCUUCCAUUGCAGGACAUCUGGGUGGUUUCCAGUUUGGGGCUAUUAUGAAUACACUGCAGUGAACAAUUGUGUACAAGUUUUUCUGUGGACAUAAGUUUUCAUUUUGGAGGUAUAUAUGUCUGGGUGUACAACUGCUAGGUUGUAUGGUAAGUUUUUAAGAAACUGCCAGACUGUUUCCCAGAGUGGCUAUACAAUUUACAUUCCCACUAGUAAUGGAUGAGUGAUCUGGUUUCUUUGUAUCUUCAACAGCAUUUGAUGUUGUCACUGUUUUUUUUUUUUAUUUUAGCUAUUCUGAUAGAUAUAUAGUGAUUAUCUUAUAUAGUGAUUUUAAUUUGAAUUUCUCCAAUGGCUAAUCAUGUUAAACAUUUUUUCUUGUCCUUAUUUGUAUUUAUCUUCAUGUCUUUUGCCCAUUUUCUUAUGGAAGGAAUUAUUUGCCUUUUUUACUGUUGAGUUUUGAGAAUUCUUUAUAUAGUCAGAUAUUAGUCCUUUGUCAGGUAUGUGCCUUGUAAAUACUAUCUUCCAGUCUGUAGUUUGUCUCUCAUGCUCUCAACAAGGGUCUUCCUAGAGCAGAGUUUUACAUUUUGAUGAGGUCCAGUUUAUCAAUUUUCCCUUUUAUGGAUCAUGCUUUUGGUGUCAAUUCUAAUAACUUUGCUUAGACUUAGAUCAUAAAGAUUUUCUCCUAUGCUUUUUUCUAAAAGUUGUAUAGUUUUAUGUUUUAUAUUUAAGUCUGGGAUUCAUUUUGAAUUGAUUUUUGUAUAAGAUGUAAGGUUUAAGUUGACUUUCAUUACUUUGCCUAUGAAUGUCCAAUUCCUCCAUCAGUAUUUGUUGAAAAGACUAUCCUUCCUCCUUUGAAUUGCUUUUUGCACCUUUAUGAAGAAUCAGGUGGGCAUAUCUGCAGAGUAGACUCCUAUGCUGUGGUGUGGCCUGCAGCAUAAUCUCUUUCCCUAGGUGUGAAAUAACAUUCACUGAGAGCCCAAAAUGUGCCCAGGUAGUUUAUACUUAAACCCCACAACCACUCCCAUUUUAUAAAGUGAGGCCACAGAGAUUUUAAGAGGUAAAGUGAUGCCUCCAUAGUCAUACAGUUAAUAAGUGGGGAGGUGGAUUUGAACCCAGGUCAGUCUUAGUUCAUGUUCUCUUCUCUGUACACUAAGCUCUGAUGUCUCCUGAAAGUGGCUUAAACCUUUGGACAGCCUCCAUUAUGAUGAAUUACAAAAGGAAAUAAGGAGUUUAGUAGAGAGCUGGAUUUGUAGUGUCCAAAUUAUAGUUCUUAAUGCAUUGGUGGGGUCACAGUCAUUUAAGGGAUUCCUAAUCAGCAUUUGUUUUGUUUUUGAAUUGCUUAUUUGAGAUAUUUUAAAAUAUUAUAUUACAAUAUUAGUAAAGUCACAUUCGAUACUACAAAUUAGUUGGAUAUAUUUGUGUUGGUCUAUUUCAGGUUUUUCUUUUCCACUGAUUUAUGUGUCUCUUCCUCCACUAGUACCACAGUUUCUCUCUUUUUUAAGUUUUUAUUUAAAUUCCAGUUUGUUAACAUACAAUGUCAUAUUAGUUUCAGGUGUACAAUAUAGUGAUUCAACACUUCCAUACAUCACCCUGUGCUCAUCACAAGUGCACUCCUUCAUCCCCAUCACCUAAAUUGACCCAUCCCCCACCCACCUCCCUUCUGGUAACCAGCAGUUUGUUCUCUAUAGUUAAGGGUCUGUUUCUUGGUUUGGCCUCUCUCUCUCUUUCUCCCCCCCCCUUUUGCUCAUUUGUUUUGUUUCUUAAAUUCCACAUAUGCAUGAAAUCAUAUGGUAUUUGUCUUUCUCUGGCUGACUUAUUUCACUUAACGUAAUACUCUCUAGCUCCAGCUAUGUUGUUGCAAAUGGCAAGAUUUCGUUCUUUUUGAUGGCUGAGAAAUACUUCAGUGUAUAUGUAUACCAUAUCUUCCUUAUCUGUUCAUACGCUCUGGCUUUUUCCAUAAUUUGGCUAUUGUGGACAAUGCUGCUAUAAACAUUGCGGUGCAUGUAUCCCUUUGAAUUAGUAUUCUUGUAUUUGGAUAAAUACCUAGUAGUGCAAUUGCUGGAUCCACAGUCUUGAUUAUUAUAGCUCUAAGUCUUGAAGUUAAAUAGAUGAUGUCCUCAUACUUUAUUCUAAUUUUUAAAAACUGUUCUGCCUAUUGUAAUUCCUUUGUUUUUCCACAUAAAUUUUAGGAUAAUCUUGUCUAUAUAUACAAAAAACUUCGCUGAGAUAUUGACAGGAGUAGCAUUAAACAGGUAGAUCUUUUGGUGGAGAAUUGACAUCUUUACUAUGUCACGUCUUCCAGUAUAUGAUACGUUAUGUCUGUCCAUUUAUUUAGAUCUUUGCUUUCUUUCAUCAGCCAUUUGUAAUUUUUAACAUACAAGCCCUGUAAAUGUUUUCCUGUAUUCUGGGAUAUUUCUUAGUUUACCACCAUAUGUGACAAUCUAGCCCUGGUCUGCUUAAUAUUGGCAGGCAUGAUCAUGCAAAUCUUCCUGUGUCCUCUUUUCAUACAUCCAAAGAUGAUCCUGGCUACCAGGAUCUAACUGCACCAUCAUUCUCACAUCCCUCCUGAACAAUAAUAUUGGUUAUUUUAGUCUCUUGCCAGUGACAUCUGAUGUCCCAGCAAAUGGCAUUGCCCACUGCGAUGCUGAAAAACUACUCCUGAGGUCCCAGCAGCGACACGGCUAACAUAGAUUUGGUUCGCACUCUGCUGGGUAGACCCUGAGCAGGAGUGAUGCCUCCAGGCAGGUGGUAUGCUGUCCAUCCAGCUCAGGCCCAGGCUUCAAGGGAACGAGGGCGUCUUCAGAUGGUAAAGAAGGAAGAAGAGGAUGAAGGCUACACUUCAGUGCAGGCUGACAGGCCACAGACACUCAACCGUUCUGGCCAGGAACUAUUUCGCCAGCUCUUCAGGCAGCUUCGUUACCAUGAAUCUUCUGGGCCCCUAGAGACUUUGAGCAGGCUCCGGGAGCUCUGCCGCUGGUGGCUGAGGCCUGACAUUCUCUCCAAGGCCCAGAUCCUGGAGCUGCUGGUGCUGGAGCAGUUCCUGAGCAUCCUGCCUGGGGAGCUCCGGACCUGGGUACAGCUGCAUCACCCUGAGAGUGGUGGGGAGGCUGUGGCCCUGCUGGAAGAGCUGCAGAGGGACCUCAAUGGGACACCAUGGAGGGACCCAGCCCUUGCCCAGAGCCCAGAUGUACGUUGGAUGGGUACAGGAGCCCUGCGAGCCUCACAGAUAUGGCCCCCUGCUUCACCUCUCAGGAGCGGCUCUACUCUUGGGGACCACCUGGAGCCUCCCUGUGAAAUAGGAGUGUGUGACCUCCUGGCUGGGCAAUCCGAGCCUCCUGUUGCCCAGGUGCCUGCCCUUUCCCAGAGAGAGGUGUGUCCAGGAGACCCAUUGACAUCCCAGCCUCGGGAGGCUGUGACUUUCAAGGAUGUGGAAGUGACAUUCUCCCAGGAUGAGUGGGGAUGGCUGGACCCUGCUCAGAGGAACUUGUACAGAGAUGUGAUGCUGGAGAAUUACGGGAACGUGGUUUCUCUAGUGGGACCAUUCACCAAACCUGUUCUGAUUUCCUGGUUGGAAGCAAGGGAGCCAUGGGGCCUGAAUGUCCAGGGAGCUCAGCCUAAGGGGAAGCCAGGUGUUGCCCCUGCAGGAGGUGAGCUCCAGAUUAAAACAAACAAGUUCGUCUUAAAACAUGAACCUUUGGAAGAAGCAGAAACCUUAGCUGUGCCAUCAGAAUGUUGGAUGAUGAGUGUUUCUGAGGGAAUGGGGCUCAGAGAAUCUUUUGAACAGAAGAGCAGGCUAAAGGAACAAUGUAGAAGUCCCAUACAAGUAAGAGUUAAGAAAGAAGAGACCAAUUUCAGUCAUAGGACAGAAAAAGAAUCUGAAGAAUCAGGAAGAAGUACUAGUCGUAAUUUAAAACAUGCCACAUAUUUGAGAGUUCCCAGAAGAAAGCGAUCCCUUAAACAUGGCUGUAGCAGACACUUCCGAGGGAGUUCAUACCACUAUGACUACAAGGAAUAUGGGAAAGGGCUCAGGCGCAUAGUUGGCGGAUUUAGCCUACAUCAGAGAAUUCAUGCUGGACUAAAAGCAAAUGCGAAGGAUGCACGUGGGAAAGACUUCAGCCUUAGCUCACAUCACCAACAUGGGCAGAAUCUUCACAUGGUGGGGACGUCAUAUAAGUGCAGUGACUGUGGGAGGACCUUCAGUCAUAGCUCUCAUCUUGCAUGUCAUCAGAGACUUCACACUCAAGAGAAACCAUUUAAAUGCAGGGUGUGUGGGAAAGCCUUCAGGUGGAGCUCAAACUGUGUGCGACACGAAAAGAUUCACACAGGAGUGAAACCUUAUAAGUGUAGUUUAUGUGACAAGGCUUUCCGACGUAUGUCUGCCUACCGUCUACACCAGGAAACCCAUGCUAAGCAGAAAUUUCUUGAGUCUAAUCAGUAUGAGGAAGCUCUCACCUAUGGCUCAGGAUUUGAUCAUCAUUUGAGAGACCAAAGUGGGGAGAAACCCUUUGACUGCAGCCAGUGUAGGAAAUCCUUCCACUGUAAAUCAUAUGUUGUUGAACAUCAGAGGGUCCACACUCAGGAGAAACCUUAUAAAUGUACCAAAUGUAGGAAAACCUUUAGGUGGAGGUCAAACUUUACUCGUCAUAUGAGAAUGCACCAGGAAGAAAAGUUCUAUGAUCAAGACACAUGUAGAGAAGACUUCAGACAGACCUCCAGCUGCAGUCAGCCCCAGAAUGCCCUGGCUACAGAGAAAGCUUUUCCUUGUCAGCAGUGUGGGAAAACUUUUACUCGAAAGAAAUCCCUCAUUGAUCAUCAGAGAAUUCACACGGGUGAGAAGCCAUACAGAUGUAGUGAAUGCAAAAAAGAGUUUACCCAUCGGUCAGCCUUUAUUGCUCAUAAGAAGCAGCAUGCCAUUCAGAGAAAACCUGAGGAUGGGCCAUCGUUUAGUCAGGAAAGAGUUCUACAAGUUCCUCAGAGCAGUCAUACCACAGAGGAAGCCUACAAAUGUAGCCAGUGUGGCAAAGCCUUCCGUAAUCACUCAUUCCUCCUCAUCCAUCAGAGAAUUCAUACCAGAGAGAAGCCUUAUAAGUGCAGAGAAUGUGGGAAAGCUUUCAGAUGGAGUUCUAACCUCUCCCGUCAUCAGAGGAUUCACUCUUUAGAAAAACAGUAUGAGUACCGUGAAAGUGGAAACACGCCAAAUCUGCAGCCACAAAUCCUCACUGGUGAGAAACCUUUUUGGUGCCAAGAAUGUGGGAAAACUUUUACACGUAAAAGAAGUCUUUUAGAUCAUAAGGGAAUACACAGUGGAGAGAAGCGCUAUAAGUGUAAUCUGUGUGGGAAAUCUUAUGAUAGAAAACAUCGCCUUGUUAAUCAUCAGAGAAUCCACACUAAAGAGAGACCUUUUAAAUGUCAAUGGUGUGGGAAAGAUUUCAUUGGAAGACAUACCCUCUGCAUUCAUCAGAGAAAACACACCAGAGUGGCACAGUCUGAAUGCAGCCUGGCUGGGUUGUCUUCCUGCCAGGACACAGGGGUGAGUUUACAGGAAUUAAAACCAAGUGGGGAGAAGCCCCUUGAAGAUUCUGAGGAAGCUUGUGACCAGAGCUCCAGGAUCACUGGACUCCAGAACAUACCCAUUGGGAAAAAGUGCCACAAGUGUAGCACUUGUGGGAAAACUUUUAACAAAAGCUCACAGCUCAUUAGCCACAAGAGAUUUCAUACUCGAGAGAGGCCCUUCAAAUGCAGAGAGUGUGGGAAGACCUUCAGGUGGUCUUCAAAUUUGGCUCGGCAUAUGAAAAACCAUACUAGAGAUUAGCUUGGAGUCUGACAGUGGGGGGAGAGGGGUUCCUAGCAGCCCUGCAAGAGAACCCUUAAUUAUAGGCAGUAUGGGGGAAAGCUUCACAAAGGGUCUAGCCCUUUCUGUUUUCAAAUCUGGUGGCAGAGAAUCCUGAGGAUUCAAAAACUCAGGGCAUCCCCUUUCUUACCUGCUGGGGAGUGUGAUGCUGGGGAAGAACAGCAACCUGUUCUUUGGGGCCCUUCUGGAGGCUUGGGCCCCUGAAGUGGCCUUUGCACGGUGGCCUGGAGCCCCCAGCCAGAUAAUAAGUCGAAAAGCAGAUACUAUUGCCCUUUGUAGUUUGACAAAAUGUCUGUGAUGUAAUGGGCUGUGGCUGCUGGAAAAGGGCCAGUUGAAUCCUGUGGUAGUGCAUAUUCUGUUUGACCUUAUAAGCAGCAGCAAUAGCAAGAACUUCUAGUCUCCCCUAGAUGCCUCCUGGGAGUUCUGGCUGCAGCUUUGGCCUUCAUAUCUCGCUUGGACAUCUGCCGUGGGCAUACAGUUGUCUCAGCAACACAUGGAGGAGAGCAGAGUUGGACUCAGUCACCUGAAGAAUGGGGCUCUUCCAGUGCCCUGUCGCUGUCUCCACCCCACAGUCUGCAUGGGCAACAGCAGGCCGUCUGUUCAACAGAAAUGUGCUGAGCACCUCCCAUAUGCCAGACACUGUUGUGUGUGCUAGAGACCCAGCAGUGACCAGAACAGACAAAAGAUCUGCCAUCUUGGAUAUUUACAGACAAUAAACAAAUGAGUUAUAUAGUACUUCAGAUGGUGAUAUGUGUUGUGGACAGAAUGAAUCAGAGAAAAGUGAGAAGCAGUGCUGGAUUAGGAGGUGGGUUGUGAUUUUAAGUAGGCUGGUAGGGAGGACUUCAACUGAGAAGGUGAAACUUGAGCAAAGACCUGAAGGAGGUUAGGGCAUGGACCCUGUGGGUCUCUAGAUCCAGGCACAGGAGGUAGAAUCUUGUCUGCUGUCCUUGGAGAAUGGCAGGGAAGUCCCUGGGCUAGAGUGGAGUGAGCCAGCAGAAGAGAGGGCCCCAGAGGUAGUGGGCCACGCCAUGUAUCAUGGGUCCCCACUGGGGCUAGAGCUUCCUCAAAGGGAGGUAGGGAGCUUUGGGACAGUUUUAAUUUGAGGAGUGACGUGGUCUGAAUCUGAGUUACAUUUACAAGGUUAACCACAGAUCUAGGGACUCUGAAAUUAUAUAGCUGAAAGAUUUUUAUGCAGUUAUCUCUGCUGUCAGUUUCCAAUAAUGGGACUCUCUCCUCUCCCCUCAAAGGGCCUGAAUUUUUUAUCAGACCUCCAGCUCUCAACAGUUGAAAAUGUUUAAUUAUUGUGCUUGCUUGCAUCUCUAACUUGUGGACACUAUGGGGACCCUUUAACCUUUCGUGUAGCUUUCUUCGCAUGUUGGAUCUGGUGCUGGCAUCGGGUUCAACCCAAAGGUACCAGUUCCCAUGACUGAUGCCCUCUGGAGAAAAGGUGGCCUGGUGGGGGAGGCACCUCCAUCUCACUUGCUAGCUUGACUUGAAACAAAAAGAAAGAAUUAGCUCAGUGGCAUAAGGAGUGACUUUUCUAAAAUUUGUGCAAGUAGUCAUUGCUUCUGGUUAUUGAAGAGCUCACAUUAUGAAUAUAAGAAUAAAAUAUCUCACUUGAUAGUAGAGGACCAUCUCAGACUACAUUUUAAUGCUUUGAGUCAGGGCACACUGGUGGGGCAGACCAUUUCUUGUAAUACAAGAGAAGAAACCAACCUGGAAAAUGUCCUCUCAGUAGAGUACAAGUAAUCUUAUCCUUUCUGAAUUGUUGUGGGCAAGUGAAAAUGAAGACUUUGAUACUUUGUGAUGAUGUCAUAUGGAAUAGUCAGAGGGUGGGGAGAAGGGGCAGACAUAUGUUCGUGUUCUGGUCCCCAUUCAGCUUUGUACUCAGGAGGGUUUGGUAAUCCUGGCUCUGCAUCCUUUUCCUACAGCAGCAGCUGCGCAUGGCAUGGAAUCAGGUGUCCCAUCAGUGGUAUAGUACCAAAAACUGUUUCUAGUAGUGGCUGGGCAGGCAUCAGAGUCCCAUGUGCUGAGGCCCCAGGGUCAUGGGGCGGGCCUUGGAGUUACCAGAUCUGGGUUCCAGGCUCAGUGUGCCUUUUCUUGGCAGGAUGAUCUUGGACAAGUCGCUGAACACCUGCAUCUAUUUUCUGGCAUGUAAAGUUAGAGUAAUUAAGCUCCCUGAUUUCUAGGAUUGAGAAAGAAGGCUUGGUGUGCAAAGGCUCUGGGUUAGGUAGCUGAUCUCUAGGACCAGAGCCCUCACAGAGCUGCAGCUCCACGUCAGCUCCGGCUUCAAAUCUGGUGCUACAACUGAGGAAAUACCUCUUUUCUGUCCAUAUUUUCACAUCCUCCCCACCCCCCAACUCCUUGUGCCACUGUCACCUCACAGAGUUCCUGCCCCAAUAGGGGUUUUCUAUUGCCAUUUUUAUAAAGUGAGAUAUACUUAUUUUUAAACACUCAAACCAAAUUUUCAAGUGUACAAAGAAGUGAAAAUCAACAGAAAUUCCUCUAUACUGAGGUAAGCCUUUAAUAUUUUGGGAUUGUACUGAUGGGGUCUGUUCAAUAACCUGAAUUUUUAAAUAAUUUUAAUUAUAUGAGUAAUACAUGAUUAUUAUAGAAAUAUUAGUAAAUACAGCUUAGCUAAAAGGAGAAGUCUCACUACUUGCAGCCAACUACUAAACAUUUUGGUGCAAUCAUUGUACCAAUCAUUGUUGGAUUUAACUUCACUGCCUGCCCCUGAACACCCCUGGACUGGCCUGACUUGUGCUGUCCCCCUUCACCAGGAGUGUAGACCAUAUCUGUGCUGGCUCAGGUCCUCAUCCAUCAAGGUUAACCCUUGCCAUCCCUAACCCUUGUCUGUCUAAGACCUCUCCCCUGGCCCCGCCUCUCUUGGUGCCUGUAUCUUACUCUGCUAGGUGGUGUCCAGGUUUCCAAGAAUUAGGCCUGCUACUGCAGCAGACAGGGCACUCUGGAGGCCGGGUUGGGUGCUUAUUUAUCUGUUUGCCAUACAGAGAUUUUGUACAAAAUUACCUCUAUUAAGGAAUAUGGAACUGAACUUAGUUCAGCUAAGUUAGGAUUGGAGUGUUUUGAAGGGGUCCUGAGUACAGUGUUGACUGGAGGUUACCCACAAGCGCCACUAGUUAGCACCAGCUGUAGGUGGUUCCAAGCCAUGCAGCUCCAGCUGAAAAUUUCUGACUGCCUCAGCCACUAGUUCUCCUGUCGUACCCCAUUCUGGCCUGGAGAAUAUGUAGGCUUCUUUGAACCCUGCCUUGCUUUCUUUUGCUGCCUAGGAAGAACCGAAGUUGGGGCUGAGGAGAGCCAGAGGGCUGGGACUCUCAGAGAGGGGUAGGUAUUGGAAAGUCUUUGAAUCAGUUGUUCAGGUGGUUGACCCCUGCCUUGCUGAUAGACCGUCAGCCCACACAGAGACAUGUAUGGAGAAGAAAGCACAGGAAAUAUAGGUUAGUAUGGACUUCUCACACUCCUCAAGAUGACAAGUUUUACAAGCCCUAGCAUGGGUACAUGUGUAGAACAGUGGGAACUCACUGCUGUGGGAGUGGAAAUUUUGUAGUACCUAUGCCAGGCAGUCUGCAAAAUCUUGUGUGUGCAUACCACCAGCAGUUCUGCUCCUGCAUAAACCCUAGAAGAACUUCACGUAGGGAGGAACAUUUGUAUAAAACUAUUCAUUGCUGUACUGUUCAUUGCAGUAUUGUGUAGGUAGCAAGACUGGGAAAGGCCCAAAUGUCCAUCAACAGGAAAAAAAAAAAAGGGUUGUUUUUGGUACUUUGGGAAGUGAAUAUGAAAGAGCUAGAGUUUCAUCUUUCAACAUAGAUAAAUCAGAAAUGCUGAGAAAGUUGUAGAAGUUAUGUACAAUAUACCAUUUAUGUAAAAUUAAACAUUGUUUAUCUGUGGGCACAUUAUUUAAACUUAAUUUGUGUUUCACUUUUUUAAUGAAAUGGAAUAGUAGUUGCCAACCUCACAAGAUAAUUGGGGGUGGGGGAAUGGUUAAUGAAAUAAUGCAUGUAAUAAAGUGUUUUGAUUAGUGGCUGGCAUGCAACAUCGUUGGCAUAUAGUAAACAAUGUUGUUACUGUUUUGCACAAUAAUAUAUUCCUGUGGAUUCAAAUUAUAUGAUGAAGAGUAUAAAAUCAUUUAUUGGAAUGUUGUGUGAAAGUUGUGUUCUGCCUUUUCAUGGCAGAGCUGCUGAUGGAAUGGGGGGGUAGAUGGAAGCUGCAGUUGUGUUUUAUUUCAUUUUAAAAAUUGAUGUAGAUGGGUCGCAUGUUGCUUAAUGGGAUAAAUUUUUUUUUUUUUUUUUUUUUACUGUUUGCUUAAAAUACUUAAAAAUAAAAUUUUUUAAGCAUGGGCUUUGGCAUCUUACAAUUUUAUAGAAAUCCUGGUUCUGCCAUUUAUAUAAUGUUACUUAGAGUGAGCCAUUUAAUCUUUCAAGGCUUUAGUUUCUUCGCCUACAAAAAUGAGUAGCAACACAAAUGGCUAUUAGUAAAAGAAUGGUUGAACAGUUCUGGUGCAUCUUUGAUGAAAUACCAUGCAUCCUCUUAAAAAGAUCGAGGAUAUUCUCUGUGUAUUGUAUUGAUGUCCAAGACAUAGAGUUUAUAGGAAAUUAUGAGCUCUAUUUUCUUUAACCUUUUUGCCUAAAAAUAGCAAGUGAAGCCAGAAGCUCUAGACUCAAAAGUUUAAGAAACGGGAAAAAAAAGUUUAAGAAAUGGGAUCCUGUGGAUGAUGUUUAGUCAGCCAUUCCAUUUUAUUAGGUAAGUGAAGGAAGAUGAGUAAAUGUUUUUAUGCACAACUGGCACACCUAUUAAGCUAAUGCUAACCCUGUAGAAGAGCAAAGAGGACUUGUAUUACCCAGGUUAUAGUCAGGAGCCAGAAACCAUACCAAUUAUUUUAAGAAAAAGAACUUAGAAUUGUUUAAUAGGUAUAUCUAAGUAACUAAAAAGGCAAAAGAAAGUGCUAAUUUAUCAUGGAGGCAGUGACUUGAGACCUGGUGCCAUCCCAAGACUGGGGGAACUGUAACGGAGUCUGACCCCAUUUUUGAUGUUUGACCACUGACAGCUUUUAAGCCCUCCCCCUCCCCCUUUUGCCUCACAUCUGGGCAAGCUGAUAAGAAAGCCCAGGUACUCCCUCAGCACCUGAGGUGAAAUUUAUGCAAACCCUGGCUUUUUCCAUUACCCUGGAAACCCACACCUGUAACUACAAUAAAAAUCAGAGCUAUUUGCCCCUCCUUGCAGUCAGUGCAAACUGACUAGCUUGGGUGCCUGUCUUACUCUUCCCAGAGAGCCACAUUAUGUGAAUAAUAAAAUUUUUCAUGACCUC
Mirounga angustirostris (Northern elephant seal) is the source of this 13984-nucleotide messenger RNA. RefSeq names its product zinc finger protein 445 (gene ZNF445). The record is from RefSeq and is a predicted model, not a curated record. NCBI's taxonomy places the organism in Eukaryota, Metazoa, Chordata, Mammalia, Carnivora, Phocidae. Gene Ontology annotation, biological process: regulation of transcription by RNA polymerase II. Gene Ontology annotation, cellular component: nucleus. The transcript is spliced from 6 exons. Gene Ontology annotation, molecular function: DNA-binding transcription activator activity, RNA polymerase II-specific; RNA polymerase II cis-regulatory region sequence-specific DNA binding. Bases 5542 to 8622 code for a protein of 1026 amino acids.